This is a messenger RNA of Salvelinus sp. IW2-2015, 1211 nucleotides long. Lineage: Eukaryota; Metazoa; Chordata; Actinopteri; Salmoniformes; Salmonidae. The record is from RefSeq and is a predicted model, not a curated record.
UAGAGAGGCAGAGCUCAGAGUUUGUCAGAAGGCAGACCUGACAGGGUCACACACAGGACCAAGCAGGAGCAGGACCUCAGCAUUUUGACCUUUUACUACAAAUGGAGAAACAUGAAGAUGUUCAAUACUGUUUUCAAGAUAGAAACUCUUCUUGCAGAAAGGUUUUACUAUCGACAUCUAUCUACAUAACUCUGUACAUCUUCUUCUCAUUGAUUUCAGCGGUUACAGUAUUUUUGAACGUACUGGUGAUCAUCUCCAUCUCUCACUUCAAGCAGCUCCACACUCCAACCAACCUGCUCAUCCUCUCUCUGGCUGUGGCAGAUCUCCUGGUGGGACUGAUUGUGAUACCAGUAACGACUGUAGCAUUAAUGGAAUCAUGCUGGGGUUUUGGGGAAUAUUUCUGUGUGUUUUAUUUCUACAUCACGUGUUUAUGUGCUUCUUUAUCUCUGGGCAGUUUGGUCUUGAUAUCUAUUGACCGRUAUGUUGCUGUGUGUGAUCCCUUAUCGUACCACUCUAAAAUAACAAUAACAAGAAUGAUGUGUUGUAUAUCCAUUACCUGGUGUUUUUAUAUCAUAUAUGAUGCUGCUAUUAUAAAAAUAUUUGUAAAUGUACAGGUACCGAGUAGGUGUUUGAAAGAAUGUUUUAUUGUGAAAGGAUCACAGGCCAGAAAGGUAUUUUCAAAAGAGGCUGUCAGUGUGUCUGGUGUUAAAACUGUACAGGCAAAUAAGUCUGAGAGAAAAGCAGCAAAAACUCUGUCUAUUGUUGUUUUCAACUAUCUCAUUUGUUGGAUUCCAAUUCAAUUUUAUUUAUUUUUUAUUUUAAUUGACAAUGUAUCGUCAUUCAUCAUCAGCUUUUUUCCACUAGUUAAUUCCUUAAUUAAUCCAAUCAUUUAUGCUUUCUUUUAUCCAUGGUUCAAAGUGACAGCUAAACGUAUUUUAACUCGGGUGAAGUUAAGGCGUUCGUAGUUCCUAUGUUUUUAUUGCCUAGUUUGACAUAAUUAUGUUAUACUGUUUUGUUGUUGUAAUUGCUUCUUUCAUGUAACAAUACUCUUUCAUUACUUCUCUCUGUGUUGUCAUCAUAGAUACAUGUGUUGUUGAUACAGAAUGAUUUAGCUGGAUUGGAUUGGAAUGACUUGGAGAAGGCAUAAGAAGGCAUAAGCUUGUUUUAUAAAAUACAUUGUAGUCAUUUUGGGUUGUAUAUUCCAAAUACUA